UAUAUUCUUGAAGAUCGUAAACGAUAUUUAGCAAGUUCACACACCUCCAGGUAGCCAAACUCUGUACAGCCUGGAAAUGCACCUGAAUUUUUAAGACCCAAAGCUUCGGUAAAGUCGUUCGGUACAUUUGGAUUGUCGGUUCGAAAUUUGAUUAUCUGCACGGUCUUAAAGACCAAAAAAUCCGUAUAGAACUACUUUUUAGACUUCUAUUCAACUUUUAUAUCUAUCUCAAGAUAAUUCUGGUAGUGCCUAGAAUAGCUUAUAUGCAUGCUUAAGGUAUGAAUGUGCAAGUGGCGAGCUAGUUGAGAUUCCACGACGGUUUCUAGGAGGAGGGGCGGGACAGGUUGUGAGUCUCCCCAAUCGCUCUUUUUGCCGGCUGCUUGUGGUCGCGUCUGGUUUUGGGAACGGCUAAUCAGUCGGUUUUUUAUUCUUGGCCAGCAUGGAGCUCCGUUGCGGUUGCCGGUUUGUCGUUUAGAGAGAGGCAAGAGUAGCUGGGAGAGACUCUCCACCAGACUUUUAUGUUUAUGGUUGUUCUUUUUGGUGUUGUCGUUGUCGCAAUCGCAGCCGUUUUUAGACCCGCGUCACAUUCGUUGUCAAUUUUGGGUUUCCAUUGUUGUUGGUUUAGAUUUGUGACUCGCCGAGUGUGCGUGCAUUGCUCAAAGCGAUCGGUGAUCGGUGAUCGCUUCUCAUAUUUGUUUACUUAAUUAUCGAGCUGAUCAGGCUGUGACGUCAGGUCGCCUAACGAAUCCACCGAAAAUCCAACAAGCGUGGAUCAGUUGGCCAUGGUUUCGCCUUGGAACAUUCUUUUCGUUAUUUGGCUCUCCGUGGGCGUAAAAUCUCUGGAGAUCGCCAGUAUCAACCAUCCCUGUGCCUACGCCCACACGGUCAACAUUACGGAUGGGUUGCGGUUGAAGGAUGGCUCCUACACAUAUGCUGGCGUAGUGGUCCCGCCGCAUCUGCUGGCGGAGUACUCCUUUAAGGUGAUCGAUGGAGUGGAGUACCGGGCCAAGAAGCAUCUACGCGGUUGCGUCUGCCUGCUGAAGCCCUGCAUCAGUUUCUGUUGUCCGGAGAACCUCAUCUUUGAUGCCAAGCACUGGAACUGCACAAAGCCACACCAAGUCCGGGAGUCCACUCACGUGGAGCUCACUUACGCCAAUAGGUCAGUGGAACAAGUUCGCAUUCGCGAUCGUUUUGUGGUGCGCACAGAGCUGGGUUGCCGGAACAAAUUCGUGGACAAAAAGCACGAGAACUUCUGGCAAUGGGACCUCUUCGAGAAUGGAACGCUUCAGCGGGACGAUCGCCUGUGGUCGACGGAUGAGUAUUGCUUUAGUCCGUUGGAGCACAAACCUGAGCAGUGGGAGCUCACUCCGCUCAACUGCGAACGCUUUCAAACGGGCUACCGGGUUUGGAUUUACGCUAUUUGUAAGUGGUUAUGUUUUGAAUACGUUCCAAAAUACGCUAAUCGUCAUUUCCUUCUAGGCAGUAUUAUAGCCAUCAUUAUAAACAUCUUCACACUCUCUCUCCUUGGCUCUGUGAGGGAUGCCCGGAAAAGCCACUAUGGCCAGCUAAUCAUCUACUACCUGCUUUCCAUGAUCGUGGGCUACUCCCUGCUGGUCUACUUGGCUUUGAAGAAUCCCAUGAAGCUCUCGCAUGUGGCUUGCAGAAACAUAGGAUUUCUGGCCUACUUCUGCAUCAUGCUCUCCUUCGUUUUUUUGGCCAUUUGCAGUCUUGACUUCCUGCUCAAAUUUAAACAAAAGUCUGUUAAGAGCUCGGUGCGUCAAUUGGGCUAUGCUCUGGCAGUCCUGGCGGUUGUUGGUCUUCGUUUCCUGGUGUCCUUUGCUCAGGACUCCAAGCUGCCCAAGCACUUUAAGCCAGGCAUGGGCGAAGAUUACUGCUGGUUUGAUGUUCGCACCUGGGGCAUUUUGAUAUACUACUACGGACCCAUUGCGCUUCUUCUGAUAUUCAGCAUUGUAUGCUGUCUCAAGGCCUACUUUUCCAUCUAUGAACUGCCACCAGAUACUCAGUACAUAUUGGGCACUCAACUGAAAAUCGUCAAGACCCACUUCUAUGCCUUUAGCGCCUAUAUAGUGGGCGUGUUUGCCGUCUGGAUUCGGGAAAUAGUCGUAUAUAUAAUGGCCAGAGUGAGAGAGCAUUUCUUCAUCAUUGACUUCUGGAGUGGAAUUUGCAUUCUGGGCCUGGCCAUAGCUGGUUUCAUUCUGCUACUUGGCAAGAAUUUACACGUCAAAUCCUGGUGGGCCAUCAAUGUGGAAUCAAGUCAGACAGAUCUGAGUAUUAUUAAUGCUCGCGUAUACAAGUUCGACGAGAAAGGCGAUUUAAAAUCUUCAGAUUCUCCCUAUAAGCCGACAGUGACAUCACUUUAACCGGAACUGAGAUUAUUGCUUAUCUGUGAACUCUGGUAUUCAUGUAGCUUAUGAAUCAUUAAGUCUGUCGCACACGGAAAAGUAUAUAUCUAAUUAAUAGUGCCUCAGUACUCUAGCUCUAAGAAAUACAUUUAUGACGACGAUAUAAAUCAUUAAGUUUAACCCCCACUUCCAAGUACUUUCAUAUUUACAAAGUGCCA
Molecule: messenger RNA, 2581 nt
Organism: Drosophila teissieri
Lineage: Eukaryota; Metazoa; Arthropoda; Insecta; Diptera; Drosophilidae
Product: probable G-protein coupled receptor Mth-like 9
Exons: 6
Coding region: 783-2381 (532 amino acids)
Molecular function (GO): G protein-coupled receptor activity
Source: RefSeq, a predicted model, not a curated record